Messenger RNA from Zootermopsis nevadensis, 2757 nucleotides. RefSeq lists its product as uncharacterized. The record is from RefSeq and is a predicted model, not a curated record. Lineage: Eukaryota; Metazoa; Arthropoda; Insecta; Blattodea; Termopsidae.
ACUCAGCGAACAGAAGCAAAAGUUUUAUUGCAUUUUCUCUCUGAAUUUGAAGAAGACGGACGCUAGCAUGAAGACAAAAGCUGUGUUGGCACUUGUGAUAUUCUGCUUUGUGCAGGGAUUAAAUGCGGACACACUACUCAAGCGAAGUUCUUUGCCCGAAGAGGGAAAUUAUAACAUUCUUGGCAAGUUGCAGGAUGAUAAACAGGAAUUCAAAGAUAAAGUAAAGGAACUUGUUGUUAACUUGACAAAACUGCAAGAGCAAAGUUCAGAAUUUCUUAACAAGUUACAGGACGAUAAACAGAAAUUCGAUGAUCAGAUAAAAGACAUUGUCACUCAGCAGGAUUAUCGAGAAACACUCAUAUUUGGAGUACCACAAGAAGAAUAUUCUGAAUUACUAGAAAAGAUAAGAGACGAUAAACAAAAAUUUGAUGAACUCAAAACUGAAGUCCAACAAAAACUCCAGGAAAUCAAAGAUAGUCUUCAAAUCCACCCACAAAACAGAACCACAAAACGUGAUUUAUCUGUCUACGUAAGUGAAGACGGCAUUAUCAGCAUUCUUCUGGGUGGACCGGCAGCAUUAGUCACCGCGUUUAAACAGAAAGUCAGCGAAUUUGAAGACGAUGCCAAAGAACUGCUCGAUACAUUUAUCAGUUCCUUUGAUGGCAUAUCCGACAUUUCGGGAAAAAUAAAGAGCAUUGUGAAUGACUUUGUCCAAGCGAAUCUUACCGACUCUGAAAUUGCAUCUGCAGCCUCCAGUUGCUUCGAAGCUCAAGAAGACGCUAUAAGUAACCUCGUCAAACUAACAGUGAGUCAGAUCCAAACCAAAGUAGGAGACGAGUAUCAGAAUCUUGUGUCUGCAUACGACUACAUUAAAGAUAUCGGUAAGAAGAUAGAGGAUCUCUUGAAACAGACGACUCAGAACACCUCUUCAUGCGUUUUGUCAUUUAAAUGCAUCGCAAACCUGAGUGACUCUAUAGUUUCACAAAUACUCGACUUCAGUAACGGAGUACUCGAUAAAACUCCAAUUCUGCAGUCUUUCAAGGACGAUGUGUUGCCCGAUCUGGCCAGCUUUAUCGCGUCUCUUGAGCAGUCCGCCCAGUCCCAAGGAUCGGACAUAGCACAACAGACCAUCGAGUGUAUCAACGGAAAGACGUCUGGGGUCGACUCAACUCCAACAACACAAUGAUUUCCUUACCUCUAGUUUCUCGUAUAUAUGAAUUUAAUGAAAGUAUGAUUUGUCUUCACUUUAUCUUAUAUUCUCAAAACCUCUUGAGGCACAGUCUGUUUUAAUAAUACUAACCCAUUUAUUGCCAAUAUCAAGUACACUAGUUCCCCAGGUGUUGUGUUUUAUCUCCUUUUCAGUCCAAAUUACGUUCAUUUGCACAGUACCAAAUGAGCUCAUUAGCACAUAUGCGAUGUGAAGACUGAAUUUUAGUGCCAUAUUUUUCAAAAAUGUAUUUGAAAAGACAGGAUUUAAACUGAGGUCGAGAUUCAGCUAGUUCAGGAUAGGCUCUGAUGUCAGUUCAAGUGAGCACAGCGACGGGUUACUUAAAUUUAAGAAUAUUAUUGAGUGACUGACAACAUUUAUCCUGCACUGUAAUGUCGUUAUUUUAAAUUACAUCAGGCAUUUCCCCGAAGAAACAGAAACUGCAGAAGCAUAGAAUAAUAAUAUAUCAGUUUAAAUCUUACAAUGACCAAUCAAGUAGGUUUUGUUCAUAAACAUAUCGAAAUUACCGUGAUUAAAAGAAUCAGGAGUUUGAAUUCGAAAAGGCAAAGUAUGGAAAGUGUCUUUUAAUUGACAGUACUAAAUAUUAAAGUUAUUUGGAGUAGAAGUUGGUAUUACUGAGCGAGAAUUCUCUUUCGUGGUGCAAAAAGCGUUAAACGUUUUGGUCAGGAGUGUCUGAAAAUACAGCAAUGAAAAGGUUAUGCUGACAUUAAAGUGUGGUCUGAAAUAAGAAUUAUGAGUUUUAUUUCGUAGAAAGCAUAUUAUGGACUAAGCGACACUUCAGUCACAUAAACAGGUUUGUGUCCAUAAAUGUCAAGUCUCGUCUCGUCUUCGGGUAUUAGCAACUAACUUCCUGUACCAGCCUCAAAUUGCUCUUCACAUUCGUCUCGGUCUUCCUCUAAUUCUUUUUUCCAGUCUGUGAUUCCAUGCUAUCUUCGUCCACGUGUCUCCAUCCAUUCUGUCACGUGCAUGGCUUUCAAAUCUCUUCCUGCACUUAGCAAUCUCUUUAGCUGCUAUCUACCCUGAGGGUUUCAUGUACUUAUGCUGUCCAUAUAUUCGGGUUCGCGUGGAGAAGUUUUACAGCUUGAAGUGAUUUGUAUUCAAAAUUAGGAAAGAAAGAAAUGUUGAAAGAUUAAUUAGACUUGACAGAAUUUCAGAUCUGUAAGUCUUAAGCAUGAAGAUCAUGCAAGUAAUAUUUAAAAUGUUUCUUAGUACCUGCAAGAAAACACAGGGUAUCUCCGUUUCAUAAAUAAAUUAUGUCUGCUCUUACAACCAAAUGUAAAACAUAGUAUGUGGACAAAAAAUAUCGUGACUGAAUGUUGAAGCAGACGUACGCACAAAAUCAUUAGAUUAAGGAUACAUACUGAUGUAGUAUUUAAUUUUCAUGACUAAUUAAAUUGAUUGUGCUGAGAGCAAAUUAUAAAUAUAUAAGUUAUUACUUCUUGUUUCUUAUAAGUUUCCAUUUUACACUGUCUUCAGAUUUGCACAUUCCACAAAUAAAGUAUGCUUCCCCUAAAAGCAUAAAAAGAUUA